CCAACGAGCAAACUCCUUUUCUUUACACAUAAAUACCCCACUUUUUAGCCAUUUCCUUCUCCCUUCACACCCUCAUAUAUCAUCCAACCAUCACACACCCAAUUCCCCACCAAAAUCAAGCUCAAAUUCCUAGCCAUAUAAAUCAUGGAUUGUUUGGUAAUGCCCGUUUCCGUCCUUAUGAGGCGGUGCUCCGGCAAGUACUCGGGCUCGAGACUAGGCUAUCGGGCCUUGGCCGAUGAUGGUAUGGUCGGAGAUGGUGAAUUGGUGACCGUAGUGGCCGGAAGGGAAAAAAAGCAAUUCAUGGUAGACCAAUUUGUAUUACAAGAAAUUCCUUUUAGAGUUUUAAUUGAUUUGGCUAUGAAGGGUCAUCAUAACUAUGAUGGCAAGAACAAAAGGGUGAUUUUUGUUGAUGUGGAUUCAAUGUUAUUUGAGCAUAUGCUUUGGUUGAUGUAUAAUGAUUGUUCCUCUUUUUUUAAGCUUAAUGUUCAAGAGAUAAUUGAAUUUUAUGCUCAAGAUUAUUAGAGUAAUACUAUGUCAAAAAAGAUUAAAAAAAAAAGGUAUUAUUAGAGUAAUUAGUUUUGAUUAAUAAUUGUGAUUAGUAUAUGUAUAUAUAUGAUAUAAUUCUAGUAUUAUUGAUGUUAUUAUUGAAUGGAAAUAGUUUGGUGCUCUAUUUUUCAUUGUUCGGUUUAAUAAUACAUAUCAAAUUGGAAUAUUUGUGUGGGAAAACAUUGUCAUACACUCUUCUAUG
Amaranthus tricolor (Joseph's coat) is the source of this 748-nucleotide messenger RNA. RefSeq lists its product as uncharacterized. The coding region runs from base 145 to 522 and encodes 125 amino acids. The record is from RefSeq and is a predicted model, not a curated record. NCBI's taxonomy places the organism in Eukaryota, Viridiplantae, Streptophyta, Magnoliopsida, Caryophyllales, Amaranthaceae. The transcript has a single exon.